CCGGUUUUCCAGGUCCAUCACUUCCUGCCGUCCGGGUGGAGGUGAAGGUGGGAUCAUCUCUGAGGCUCUGUCCUUGUCGCUGAGCUCAGGGCAGCAGGAGCAGGAGGGUCCCCACUGUCGGGAACCGGGAGAGAAGCGGCAGGGACUAACGUAAAGUCAGCAGAAAUGAAGACAGGACUUUGGUUUUGGAAUGCAAGAAGACAUCUAUUCAGCUGGCGAAACUGCACUUCUCUGCAAAAAGUCUCAGGACUCCCAGAAGGAACUCAGGCGUGGAAAACUUGCAAAAUAAAAAUCCAAAGAUUAACAUCGAGCAAUAGCCAUAAUUAUUCAAGGAGAGAUUCUCUAGUUUGGCAAACCUAUGUUCAACACAAAGGGGAAUUGAUAUCAUGCACCAGAUAUUAUUCAGUCUUCAGAACUAUUGUACACAGUGCAGGACAUGCAUCAAAACCAGGACCAGCAAUCCAAGUAAGCCUGGUCAUCAGCAGAACCUUUUCUUACUACAGCAGAUAUAUGCCUGCUUGUGUUUUAUCAAAGAAGCUUUCCAUUCUUGAAGAGGCUUCUGACCUUUCUAGAGAUUUUCACACAUCUUCUCGGGACUUAGCCUUACCAAUCCCUCUGCUCUGGAUUCUACUAAAGCCAGUGAAGAAGCUGACAGCGAUGCUUCUCGGCAGGAGUAUACGGAAAUGGUGGCAGGCUCUUCCUCCUGAAAAACAGGAGCUACUUAAAGACUAUGUGAAAAGGAACAAGUGGAGAAUUCUGUUCGGCAUAUGUAGUCUGUCAUGUUUGAUUGCAAUAUAUUUUUGGACCCACUUAGACAAGAAUCCUAUCACAGGACGCACUCGUCUACUGAUGUUCAGCAAACGACAAUUUCUGCAACUCGCUGAAUUUGAGUACCAAUCGGUGCUGGAGAGCUACAAGGAUAAAAUUCUACCUGUGACUGACCCAAUGUAUAAAACCACUCAGUUUAUUUUAAACCAGUUGGUUGAAAAAAACAAAGAUAUCCCGGGAGUUUCUGAAACUACAUGGAGUAUUAAUGUUGUUGAAGAUCCAGAGAUAAAUGCCUUUGUCAUGCCAAAUGGGCAGGUAUUUGUUUUGACUGGGCUGUUCAAAGCUGUGGCAGAUACUGAUCAACUUGCAUGUAUUCUGGGUCAUGAGAUGGCUCAUUGUCUCCUUGCUCAUGGGGCGGAACAUGCAAGUAUAAUUCAGCUCCUAGAUUUUGUGUGCCUUGUUUUCUUGACACUCAUUUGGGCUACGUUCCCACGGGAUAGCCUUGCUGCUCUGGGACAGUGGAUCCAAAAGAAACUGAUUGAGUACAUGUUUGACAGACCGUACAGCCGGAAACUAGAGAUUGAGGCUGAUGAGGUUGGAUUACGACUUGCUGCUAAGGCAUGCAUCGAUGUGAGAGCAAGCAGUGUAUAUUGGCAACAAUUGGAAUUGAUGAAGAUUGUUUCUGGAACAUUUCAAAUUCCUGAAUGGUUUUCCACUCACCCAUCAAAUGAUCAUCGAGUUGAACACCUGGAAAAGCUCAUGCCUGAGGCUAUAAAAUUACGAGAAGCCUGUAGUUGUCCUGCCUUACCAUCUGUGGAUCCGAGGUUGGUCUUCAAGCUCAGCAUGCAGGAGAUAUUGAAAGUUUCAAAGAAGAGGGAAGAAGCAAUUUGCUCAGAUUCUGAAACUAAACAUCUUUCUCAGUGUUUUGAGCCUAGUCCAGCCAUGAUUGAGAGGAUACCUAUAGUCGUUCCAGUACAAGCACUCCAAAGUACACAAAACACUCAUAAGUAAAUGUAUUUCAUUUUUAUCCACUUCUAUGACAUGAAAAUCAGCAUUUGUGUUUUUUUAAACUCCUAAGAGAAGUAGAAAUGUUCUAUGCCUAUUGUGGUCCCAAAGCAAAUAUUCAAUCAUGUCCUGAAUUUUGAGGAUUUCUGUACUUAUCCUCCUAAUUAUUUCAUAAUUGGGUUUAGUUCUUUUUUGAUCUUGAGUGCAGACAAACACAGUGGGAAAUCAUUGUUGCUUAGAAAGACAUCAUUGUAUGGGACAUUUUUGGCGACAGAAUAUCAGCUUUGGUGUUGCAACUCACUCAGAAAUAGUAAGAACUGCCGAUGCUGGAAUCUGACAUAACAUAGUGUGAAGCUAGAGGAACACAGCAGGCUAGGCAGCAUCAGAGGAGCAGGAAAGCUAACGUUUCGGGUCGGGAUCCUUCUUCAGAAAAAAGGCCUUCUUCUGAAGAAGGGUCCCGACCCGAAAUGUCAGCUUUCCUGCUCCUCUGAUGCUGCCGGGCCUGCUGUUCCUCCAGCUCCACACUGUGUAAACUUUGAUGUUGCAUUUUGCUCCAAGGAAUUCAAUGGAGCAGAAAUGUACAUUGGCUCCAAAGUUAUUCUGUCUGGUGAUGCCUUCUUUUUAAGUAAGCAGACUGGGUCUAAGUAAUAACUAUGUAAAAUAUAAAGUAAAUGCUGUGGUGAUAAUGUUACUGGACUAAUACUCUAGGGGCCUGCACUAAUGCUCCGGACUCUGUUUCAAAUCCUAGAAUAGCAGCUGGGGGAAGUUAAAUUCUGGAAUAAUGUACUGGCUUCGUCAGUAGUAAAGUUGCCCUAAUCCCAGAGGACAAGAUAGUUGCUCUCUCAUUAGAGAGGGGGAACUAGUGAGUUUAACCUGGGCCAUCGUACCUCAGGUGAGGGGAGAGGUUGAGAAAGAGGGAUCUUCAUGGUGACCUCAGCUGGUAUAGGAAGCAAACUCGCAUUGCUGGUAUCACUGUGCACCACAAACCAGCUGUCCAGCCAACUGAGCUAAGAGUUUCAUUAAUAAUAAUAGAUAAACUGUCAGAUUGUCUUAAAAAUCCACCUGGUUCACUAUUGACUUUUAGAGGAGGAAAUCUGCCUUCGAUACAUUGGUCCGGCCUUUUUGCGACUUCAGACAACAGCUUUGUGGUUGACCCUUAAAGGAGGUGUGAGGUGGCUUAUUUGGCCACUGGGUGGUGGGUGGCUCACUACCACCCCCUUGUGGGAAAUUAGAGAUGGUCAAAAGAUGCUGGUGUUACCAGUGACAUUUUUAUCCCAAGAAAAAUAAGAAGAAAAUCCAAAAUGUAGUUGUGCAGGAGGAGGAAAUUCAAACUGAAGAAGAAAAAUAAAUAAAACUGCACUUUUUAACUAAUUGUAUAACAAUUAAGAUUACCUAAUGACCUGGUGGACUAAUGGUAAUGUCACAUUUACAGUUAUUCUUAACAGCAUAUCCAAGUGCAUAUGAGAAAAAGUCAAAUUUCUAACCUGCAAAACUGUUAAUUUUUUUCAUUUUUUAAAAACUUUGUGAUGAAUUUUUUCUACUUUUUAUUCUGCUUUCGUGCUACUGCAAAAAUGAAGAUCUUUCUGUGAAUGGAGCUGUUGUGUCUGCUUUUCUGCAACUUUCAGAACAUGUGCAAAUCUCUCACCUUUAUCGUUGGUUUUAAUAUAGGAUUAAAAACAGGAGCAACGUUCCUGCACGGAUUGCACUUUCAUUAGCCUGCACCAAUUUCAUAUAAAAUGGCUUUUCUAUUCAUUGGUUGCUUAUUAACUCGAAUUAAGUUGUGGAAUUUUGGUAUAUUUAAAGGAAAGGAAAUAUAUAUUUUUUGAGAACUAUCA
Messenger RNA from Rhincodon typus (whale shark), 3608 nucleotides. It is a transcript of the gene oma1, whose product is annotated as OMA1 zinc metallopeptidase. Gene Ontology annotation, cellular component: mitochondrial inner membrane. The record is from RefSeq and is a predicted model, not a curated record. Lineage: Eukaryota; Metazoa; Chordata; Chondrichthyes; Orectolobiformes; Rhincodontidae. Gene Ontology annotation, biological process: protein quality control for misfolded or incompletely synthesized proteins; mitochondrial protein processing. Bases 166 to 1779 code for a protein of 537 amino acids. The transcript has 9 exons. Gene Ontology annotation, molecular function: metalloendopeptidase activity.